UGGGCUCUAGGCAAUAUCGUUUACGUUCAAGAAUUGCGGUAAGCUCUUUAUCAGGGAGCCCCGGGAAACGGUCUAAAGAUAGAAAACAGGAAACUCUACCUUAAAAGGAAGACCAAUACAAUAAUCCGAGUUUACUGAACUAAUUUUUUGGUGCAGUGAUAACAUAUAAAAAAAAAAAGGAAUUAUUAAUUUAAUAAAGAUAAAUAGAUAGAUAGAUAGAUAGAAAUAGAAAUAAAUGAUGAGUGGUGAAUUGUACGAAGAAUCUUUUUGCAAAUAUGAACGAUAAAUAAUUGUGAAGAAAAAAAAGAUUAAAUAAGAUAUCAUCGAUGGACGACGAGAUUCAUAUCAGAAUAUCGUUUUGGAUGUUAAUGGAAGAUGAUCGGAAUUAAAGGAUAGUUUUUUCUAUCAUCUAUCUAUUUUUUAAUUGUUCAUAAUAUACUUUUAAGACUGUUCUUUUUUGUAUUCUUAAAUUUUAUUUUUGUCUAUUCGUGGUGUUAUGAUGAGUUGAAGGAAGAGAUAUCAGUUAUAACGGAGAGCGUGCGUCAGGUGCUCUCGAUUGGCUCGAUAUCAACGAAGAUAGGAAGAGAGGACAGGAAUCGAUUUACAAAAGAGAAAGAGAUAUAUAUAUAUAUAUAUAUACAUAUAUAUAUAUGUAUAUAUACAUAUAAACGCAUUAUAUAUAUGUAUGCAACGAGUUAGCGAGAAAAAUGGAAAAGAAAAUAGAAACAAUCGUAUCUGAAGAAAUGAUCUUUCGAUGAGGACGUUUGAUAAUCUCGAGAAACACGUUAAAAACGAACGAAAGAUAGGAAAAGAGAGAGAAAGAAAGAGUGAAAGGUUUCUCCCGCCGAUACUCGACCUCCUGUCAAUAUCAUCAUCCUCCUUCCCGAUACUCGAGAGCAACCACCACUUGUACUUCCUUUACCCCUCAAACAAGCUCACGUUCUUCCAACUAAACCAAAAUGAACAUUGCGGAUCAUCCUGACGUAUCAUAAAUGACGUGUUUCUUUCUCAAUUCGUCGUCAGGCCUAUUUUCGUUCAUCUUUUCAAAAUCAUAUAUUGAUUAUUAUUAAAGAAAAUAAUAAGACAACCAAUAGACAUCAACGAGAUCAACAAGAAUCGUAUUCACUCUCGUUGUGUUUUCUCCUUUCUUCUUUUUCUUUUUUUUUUUUGUUAUUUUUUUUUCCUCUCUUUUUCAACCAAAUUCGAAAAUUUUGCAAUGGAAUUGACAGAGACUUAUUUAGCGACUAGCCACGAAGUGUAUACAACCGGUGUGUCAGAAUUUCAAACAACACGUGUGUUGCGUGUCUAAAAAGAAGAAGAAGAAGAGAAAGAAGAAGAAGAAGUAAUAGUGAAAGAAAAAAAGUAAGGAAGAUAAAGAAGAAAAUUUGUAGAUUUUUCGUCAUAAUCGCAAAUGCGCGUGUGCGAUAAAAUGAGUUAAAAAAUAAAAUAAAAAAACAUAGAAAAAAAAGGAAGUGUGACUUGUUUGCCGAUUAAAAUGACGAUCGUGAUUUAUAUCGAUCGUUUAACGAUCAAACGUUCUCGAUGACAAAUCGAAGAAAAUUAAAAAUGUUUCUACAGAAUUGACAGUUUCGAAUCAAACGUUAUACGUUUGUUAUAUAACUGGACCAUUAACAAUUGACAAAAAAGAAAAAAAACAAACAAAAAACAUUUAAUUAAAAAGUGAAACAUUCGUUCAAAAGAAGAAAAGGUUUAAAGUUGCGUAAUGUUAACCAUCGAUAAUAAACAAGAGAAAAGAUACGAGCGUUUGCGAUCGAUGAUCCACCACGCUCGUGGAUUUUUUCGAUUGCCAUUUUGAAUCCCAAUAGAAGAUUCAAAUUUUGUGGCUGGAAGAGGGAGGUGGGAGGGAGGUAGGCACGAGAGAAAAAAAUUUCUAUCGCACAUUGCGUUGCGUUGCGUUGCUUUGCGUUUUUUCUCGCAAAGUGUAAAAUUAACAAUAAUAAUAAUAACAAGAAAAUAACAAAGAAAGAAAGAAUAAACCAAUCAAGACACUUGUAAAGAGAUAGGAUUAAUCGUAUAAUAACGUUAAAUCAAUUUCUCACAAUACAAAAUGGGUUGCGAACUUAGCAAACUUACAGCUACGAAAUCGCGAAAUCAAAAUGCUCGCGAAGCUUCGCCACCACCACCACAAAAUACUACAGAUCCUAGACUUCCAUUGACGGCUAGGCAAAAAUUUACAGUUAUGGCUAGUUGGAGGGCCGUAGGUAGAGCCCUAGAAGCUACCGGUAUCUACAUGUUCAUAAGAUUAUUCGAAGAGAACGCAGAUUUAUUGAAUCUUUUCACUAAAUUUCGUGAUUUGAAAACGAAGGAACAACAAUCGUCGAGUAUGGAAUUGGCCGAACAUGCAAAAACGGUCAUGAUGACUCUCGAUGAAGGAAUUAAAUGUUUAGACGACAUGGAUACAUUUCUGGAGUACUUGCAUCAGGUUGGUGCAUCGCACACUAAAAUUCCGGGCUUCGAUCGAGAAUAUUUUUGGAAAAUCGAGAAGCCCUUCCUAGAUGCAGUGGAACGAACGUUGGAAGAUCGUUAUUCGGAGAACGUAGAAAACAUCUAUAAGAAGACGAUCAAGUUCAUCAUCGAAACGCUUAUAGAUGGCUUUGACAAAGCACAAAGCGAAAAGGCCAAGUCCUAGUCGUACUCAUUUGAUUAGAAUCGACAUCCUUAAAAGCGCCCUUUCUUUCUCUCUUUCUCUUUCUCUCUUUCUCUCUCUCUCUCUUUUCAUCUCUCUAACUCUCUCUCUCUAUCUCACGGACCUGACGUAUUCGAGUAUACGUUUUCAAAUAAACGCAAACAUACACACACACACACACACACGCACACAAAUAUAUACAAAAAUAAUCGCACGCAUUACUCUGCAUAUAUAGACAACAAAUAAUAGAGGAAAAAGUUUCAUAGAAAAGGGGGAUUUACUUGUAUUACGUAUUUCGUAUUUUUUUUCGAUAAAUCGAUCCGAUCCGAUGGUCGUCAAAAGAAGAAAACAAAAUUUAAAAUAAGAUAAAAAGAAAACGGAAAAUAUCGACGGUGCUAGACGAUUUGUCAUUCUGUUCUGUUUUCUUCCUUUGAAGACUUCGUCGUCGUUGUGGGAGCUUUUUCUUUUUUUCGGCAAAAAUUUUGUGGGACAAACGAAAGGAGAGAGAUCAUCUUUUGGAAAAGAAGAAGAAGAAGAAGAAGAA
Messenger RNA from Polistes dominula (European paper wasp), 3191 nucleotides. RefSeq names its product neuroglobin. Lineage: Eukaryota; Metazoa; Arthropoda; Insecta; Hymenoptera; Vespidae. The record is from RefSeq and is a predicted model, not a curated record. Gene Ontology annotation, molecular function: heme binding; oxygen binding.